This is a messenger RNA of Coregonus sp. 'balchen', 6855 nucleotides long. The record is from the annotation of a GenBank genome assembly. NCBI's taxonomy places the organism in Eukaryota, Metazoa, Chordata, Actinopteri, Salmoniformes, Salmonidae.
AUGGCUGGUGCUGGUUUGAGUGAAUCCGGAAAAGGCAUCCGAGUGACCUGCUGCAUUACUGAUCGGUGUAUCAAUGCCGCUGUGGCUACUGCCAAACCCAGCAGUGGGGCUACCAUCCACAUCCACACAGCUCUCCUGCUUCUACCACUUGGUGUCCUUUCUCUCCUCAGCAAAUAUUACAGAUAGACCUAAAUUAUAAGUAUGGUAACAUGUUAUAAUGUAAUAUUAUGUGAGAGCUAACCAGAACAUGCACAUACUGUAUGUAUCCAGGAUGUAUUUGAAAUGGGACUAUUGAGCUACAAUGCAUUAAUGGAGAUUUUGCACUUACAGUGGGGAAAAAAAGUAUUUAGUCAGCCACCAAUUGUGCAAGUUCUCCCACUUAAAAAGAUGAGAGAGGCCUGUAAUUUUCAUCAUAGGUACACGUCAACUAUGACAGACAAAUUGAGAAAAGAAAAUCCAGAAAAUCACAUUGUAGGAUUUUUUAUGAAUUUAUUUGCAAAUUAUGAUGGAAAAUAAGUAUUUGGUCACCUACAAACAAGCAAGAUUUCUGGCUCUCACAGACCUGUAACUUCUUCUUUAAGAGGCUCCUCUGUCCUCCACUCGUUACCUGUAUUAAUGGCACCUGUUUGAACUUGUUAUCAGUAUAAAAGACACCUGUCCACAACCUCAAACAGUCACACUCCAAACUCCACUAUGGCCAAGACCAAAGAGCUGUCAAAGGACACCAGAAACAAAAUUGUAGACCUGCACCAGGCUGGGAAGACUGAAUCUGCAAUAGGUAAGCAGCUUGGUUUGAAGAAAUCAACUGUGGGAGAAAUUAUUAGGAAAUGGAAGACAUACAAGACCACUGAUAAUCUCCCUCGAUCUGGGGCUCCACGCAAGAUCUCACCCCGUGGGGUCAAAAUGAUCACAAGAACGGUGAGCAAAAAUCCCAGAACUACACGGGGGGACCUAGUGAAUGACCUGCAGAGAGCUGGGACCAAAGUAACAAAGCCUACCAUCAGUAACACACUACGCCGCCAGGGACUCAAAUCCUGCAGUGCCAGACGUGUCCCCCUGCUUAAGCCAGUACAUGUCCAGGCCCGUCUGAUGUUUGCUAGAGUGCAUUUGGAUGAUCCAGAAGAGGAUUGGGAGAAUGUCAUAUGGUCAGAUGAAACCAAAAUAGAACUUUUUGGUAAAAACUAAACUCGUCGUGUUUGGAGGACAAAGAAUGCUGAGUUGCAUCCAAAGAACACCAUACCUACUGUGAAGCAUGGGGGUGGAAACAUCAUGCUUUGGGGCUGUUUUUCUGCAAAGGGACCAGGACGACUGAUCUGUGUAAAGGAAAGAAUGAAUGGGGCCAUGUAUCGUGAGAUUUUGAGUGAAAACCUCCUUCCAUCAGCAAGGGCAUUGAAGAUGAAACGUGGCUGGGUCUUUCAGCAUGACAAUGAUCCCAAACACACCGCCCGGGCAACGAAGGAGUGGCUUCGUAAGAAGCAUUUCAAGGUCCUGGAGUGGCCUAGCCAGUCUCCAGAUCUCAACCCCAUAGAAAAUCUUUGGAGGGAGUUGAAAGUCUGUGUUGCCCAGCGACAGCCCCAAAACAUCACUGCUCUAGAGGAGAUCUGCAUGGAGGAAUGGGCCAAAAUACCAGCAACAGUGUGUGAAAACCUUGUGAAGACUUACAGAAAACGUUUGACCUGUGUCAUUGUCAACAAAGGGUAUAUAACAAAGUAUUGAGAAACUUUUGUUAUUGACCAAAUACUUAUUUUCCAUCAUAAUUUGCAAAUAAAUUCAUUACAAAUCCUACAAUGUGAUUUUCUGGAUUUUUUCUCUCAUUUUGUCUAUCAUAGUUGACGUGUACCUAUGAUGAAAAUUAGAGGCCUCUCUCAUCUUUUUAAGUGGGAGAACUUGCACAAUUGGUGGCUGACUAAAUACUUUUUUCCCCCACUGUAUACAAUGUGCACUUAUCAGGAAUCAACUGUACUUUAAAUAUUUAGCAGACACUCUUAUCCAGAUCGACUUACAGUUAGUGCAUACAUUUUCAUACUGGCCCCCCGUGGGAAUCAAACCCACAACCCUGGCGUUGCAAACGCCAUGCUCUACCAACUGAGCUACACGGGGGGCAUUAAAUAAUGAAGAUACUGUAAGGUCUUUUAAAAAUAAGUAGGAAGGCUAGCGUGAUGUUUUUGAAUCACAUCCCUCUACUAGGGUUUAGGAAAUGUGUUUCCUCUUUGAUUCAAUUAUUACAAUUAAAUGAUUUACCUGUAUCUCUGCUGCAUUGUCAUGACAGAACAUUAAAAGCCUGCUUGUGGCUGGAAUCUGAAGUAACUUAAUAUGGUCUUCUGUUUCCAACAAAAUGAUAAUAAUGAUUAUUAUAAUAAUAAUAACAAUAAUACAUAGGUCUUCUAUAGCACUUUUCUGAAACCCAAAGGUGAUUAUAUUUUCAUUUUAUUCUAUCAACAAGUUAAAUUACUAUGCAACUGUCCUCGUUACAGAGACAAACAAAUUAUAUCUUGGGUUCACUAAAAAGGAACCAGUGUCUUCUCCUUUUCUGGCUAAAAUAUGACCAAUAACAUCUUUCUCAAUCUCAGUGACAACAUCACUGCUGGUGCGUUAUUUUGCAGAACUGAUUUCACAAGAGAGAGCAACUGUGAAAGUGAUCCAGUCCAGUCAUCUUGUAGAGCCUGAAAUAGUCCUAUUGUAGUUGAGUUAGAAGCAGCCCAUGGUUGUUUAAAAAAAAAUAAUGAAUUGAGAAGAAAGUCUCUACAGAGUAAUACAGACAUGGUUGACUAGCAACAAUGAUUCCUUGAGGAUUUCCAGGGUUCCUCGAGUCACCACUAAUUCUAAGAUUGUAGGCUUUAAUUAUGGUUUGAAUGUGUUCUGCUAGUAACAAACAGCGAACUGCAGUUGACCCUUCCCUGUCCCAGACCAUGAAGAGACAACACAUGCUAGAAACUCAAAAUUAACCUACUGGCGUUAUUCAUUUCAAAAUCACGGCCCGGGGCCUGCCUGCCCGACGCAGCAGGGCGGUGAAGGUUACUUUUUUCAUGAUUCGUGAGUUAAUGAGAUGAGAUUCAUGAGUUUACUUUUUUCAUAGCAGGAUAAAAGGGCAGGUGCUCCAGCACCGCUAGGUUUCUAUCUGUGCACAUGCCUUGUACUCACAUUUGACCUCAUUUUAAAAGUAAAACAUAUUUUUAUGUGCUUUUGCAGAGACAUUCUGAAAAACUGUUGAUUUCUGUCAAUUACUCUGUGACAUCACUGGAGGAACCACACUAAACUGGUGCCAUAGGAAUCAAUGCGACUGAGUGCACUGGCACUGCAAACACCAUGCACAUGUUCAGCCUUUUAGAUCAUUUAGCUAAUGAAAAACAAUUUUGCAACAAGAUUUUCACACUUCAUGAUGUUAAGGCUAUACAAAAUGAUAUACAGUGGGGAAAAAAGUAUUUAGUCAGCCACCAAUUGUGCAAGUUCUCCCACUUAAAAAGAUGAGAGGCCUGUAAUUUUCAUCAUAGGUACAUGUCAACUAUGACAGACAAAUUGAGAUUUUUUUUCUUCAGAAAGUCACAUUGUAGGAUUUUUAAUGAAUUUAUUUGCAAAUUAUGGUGGAAAAUAAGUAUUUGGUCACCUACAAACAAGCAAGAUUUCUGGCUCUCACAGACCUGUAACUUCUUCUUUAAGAGGCUCCUCUGUCCUCCACUCGUUACCUGUAUUAAUGGCACCUGUUUGAACUUGUUAUCAGUAUAAAAGACACCUGUCCACAACCUCAAACAGUCACACUCCAAACUCCACUAUGGCCAAGACGAAAGAGCUGUCAAAGGACACCAGAAACUAAAUUGUAGUCCUGCACCAGGCUGGGAAGACUGAAUCUGCAAUAGGUAAGCAGCUUGGUUUGAAGAAAUCAACUGUGGGAGCAAUUAUUAGGAAAUGGAAGACAUACAAGAACACUGAUAAUCUCCCUCGAUCUGGGGCUCCACGCAAGAUCUCACCCCGUGGGGUCAAAAUGAUCACAAGCAAAAAUCCCAGAACCACACAGGGGGACCUAGUGAAUGACCUGCAGAGAGCUGGGACCAAAGUAACAAAGCCUACCAUCAGUAACACACUACGCCGCCAGGGACUCAAAUCCUGCAGUGCCAGACGUGUCCCCCUGCUUAAGCCAGUACAUGUCCAGGCCCGUCUGAAGUUUGCUAGAGUGCAUUUGGAUGAUCCAGAAGAGGAUUGGGAGAAUGUCAUAUGGUCAGAUGAAACCAAAAUAGAACUUUUUGGUAAAAACUAAACUCGUCGUGUUUGGAGGACAAAGAAUGCUGAGUUGCAUCCAAAGAACACCAUACCUACUGUGAAGCAUGGGGGUGGAAACAUCAUGCUUUGGGGCUGUUUUUCUGCAAAGGGACCAGGACGACUGAUCUGUGUAAAGGAAAGAAUGAAUGGGGCCAUGUAUCGUGAGAUUUUGAGUGAAAACCUCCUUCCAUCAGCAAGGGCAUUGAAGAUGAAACGUGGCUGGGUCUUUCAGCAUGACAAUGAUCCCAAACACACCGCCCGGGCAACGAAGGAGUGGCUUCGUAAGAAGCAUUUCAAGGUCCUGGAGUGGCCUAGCCAGUCUCCAGAUCUCAACCCCAUAGAAAAUCUUUGGAGGGAGUUGAAAGUCCGUGUUGCCCAGCGACAGCCCCAAAACAUCACUGCUCUAGAAGAGAUCUGCAUGGAGGAAUGGGCCAAAAUACCAGCAACAGUGUGUGAAAACCUUGUGAAGACUUACAGAAAACGUUUGACCUGUGUCAUUGCCAACAAAGGGUAUAUAACAAAGUAUUGAGAAACUUUUGUUAUUGACCAAAUACUUAUUUUCCACCAUAAUUUGCAAAUAAAUUCAUUAAAAAUCCUACAAUGUGAUUGUCUGGAUUUUUUUUCCUCAUUUUGUCUGUCAUAGUUGAUGUGUACCUAUGAUGAAAAUUACAGGCCUCUCUCAUCUUUUUAAGUGGGAGAACUUGCACAAUUGGUGGCUGACUAAAUACUUUUUUUCCCCCACUGUAUGUUUCAGAAUACCUGUCAAUGAGAAUAAUGUCUUCUUUGUCAUACACAGUUUUUUUAUUAGCAAUUUGUGUGUAUGCUCAAUUCCCACUUAUCAUAAAAUAAGUAUUAGCUCCAUUGUUUGGCGAUGACACGAAGUAGGCCCUACUAGGAGUGGAAUGGUAGCUACUGUAAACAGACUGGUACCCAAGCUAGUGCUGAGCCACACAUCUCUGAAGUCACCUUUCAGUAGGAAUGGAAGCUGUUCCCUCAUGUUCUAAUCUAUUUGAAAUCUCCUAAACUGUCAAAUGUUCUCCUUGGUUUCUUUCAACAAACUUUUUUUAAACCAAAAACUAGAACUGAACCCCCACUGAGAAUGGAAUCAUCCCACAUUUCAUCAGAAUCUUAGUGUCAAAAGGUCAUGUUUGAUUAGUCAACACAGCUCCACCCUGUGUUGUAUGUUUUUUUUUUGUUUUUUUUUCAGUUGAUCAUCCAACUCAUGAUAUAAUGAGGACUCUCUCCUUUAUUCUUCUACUCAGUUUAUCCCUUUACAAAGGUAAUUCAUUAUGCUACACAUUUUGCAAUUUGUCAUUUAAUUUGUUAGUAAUUUAAUUUGUUUGUCAUUUCAAUUGUUUAUCAUUUCAUUUGUAUGUCGUUUCAGUCGAUGCACUGAGAUGCUACUCAUGCAGUUCAGUCACCUCCAACGCUGACUGUAAUCAGAACAUAAAACAAUGCCUGGAGCCUCUUGACACCUGCAUGACAACAGAGGAUAUUGCUGGUAAGGAAAGCAGGAGGAAUAAUACACCUUGUUGAAUAGCUGGUAGGGAACUGGUAUUAACCAAGCUCAAUAUCCAGAUCAAUAUCAUUACUUUACAUUUUGAACUGAUUGUAGAAUAUGUAAAAGUCAGUUAAUACACUGCAAUCAUAGAAAAUACAAGUUACCACUGACUUUCCACUUUAAAUAGAAAGCUCUGGCGUAGUAAAUAAUGGGGUGGGUUACACCAACAUACAUUAACUUUUAAACUGGAUUAAAAAAUUGAGUUUGAUCUAUUCAUCAUGUUGCACAAAACUAGUUUUAAAUUAAACCUACAUUUACUAAGAUACAUUUAAUGUUAGUUGGUGCAAGCUAAAGUAAUAGUCUAUCUAUUGGACAGGACUUGAUCAACUGACUUACGUGAGGGAGAUAUAAAUAUGUUGUUUUCUGGUGAGAGAGGGUGGUUGUUCAAAUUAUGAUUCUCAUUGAUUGUAUUAAUAAUAAAAAAACAAUUGUUCACAAAACAUUUUUUCUGUUGAUAGGUGAUAAGAAAAUCAUGGUGAAACAGUGUGCCAGUUUUGCCACCUGUCAGGGAGCGGAGAAUGGUGCUGGUUUGGAUCCCUUCGGAGACGGCAACGUGGUGACCUGCUGCAGUACUGAUCUGUGUAACAAUGUCGCUGUGGCUACUGCCAAACCCAGCAGUGGGGCUACUACCAUUCACAUCCACACAGCUCUCCUGCUUCUGCCAAUAGGUGUCCUCUCUCUCCUCAGCAAAUAUUACAGAUAGACCUAAAUUAUAAGUAUGGUCACUUGUCAGUAGGCUAUUAAUAAGACUUAUGUAAUAGCUGAUUAGUAUGAGAAGUACUGCUGAGAUGCUCCCUUUAAGGUAUUCAUUCCUGUAAACGAGACCUUAUGUCUGCUGUUGGUGUUAAAUGGGAACAUGUGUUGAUGACGUGUCGAGAAGUUUAAAAUAUGAAUGUAAAUCUAUUUAACUAUUGGAAAAAUGAAAAAUUCUGCUAAACAUUAUUUAGGAAAAUAAAUGACACGCAAACACCAUCCUUUGCCUGUCAUUCAUAAACACAGGGAAGCACUGUCACAGCUUUGUCUCUCGGUCAUCAUUUUAU